This is a messenger RNA of Trichomonas vaginalis G3, 282 nucleotides long. RefSeq lists its product as uncharacterized. The record is from RefSeq and is a predicted model, not a curated record. The coding region runs from base 1 to 282 and encodes 93 amino acids. Lineage: Eukaryota; Parabasalia; Trichomonadida; Trichomonadidae. The transcript has a single exon.
AUGGCUGCAGAUCCAAUGUAUAGGGAUGUUGUAGUCGCUCCACCAAUCAGAUUUCAAAGAAUGACAACAACACAAGGAAAUGAUUUUCAUCCAAGUUUCUUAUCAACAGCUUCAUCAUUGUCUACCAAGAGUACUAAGUCAAGAAUGACUUUAAGCGAACCUCCUUCAUCAUCUACAGUUGCAAUUCCUCCUGCUGAUGAUGCAAGUACACAAAGAAGUGUUCAGCAAAGCAUACCAUCUCAGGCCGGUACAGGCUCUUCACAUUCAUCAAGUUUAGCAUAA